GACAGACAUCCUAGUACAUAUAACAUGUAUUGUACUAGAUUCGUAUAAUACGUCUAGAUUCACCAAAUUAUUUUCCUUUUCAUUCAUGAAUUACCGAAGCUUUCAUCCAUGGCUGCCAAGAACACCAUUACAAACAUGGAGCUCAAUAUCUAACUACAAUCCAAAAUCACCCAUCAAAAAACCCUAAAACAAGAAUUUCCGCCAUGAAAAUCCCUACAACUCGCUUAAAACUCUUCCUCAUAAUCACGUUCUCCAUCUCCACUUUCUACCUCAUCAACCGCCAUUUUCUCUUCCACCAUAUCCCUUCUCAUACUGAUACCUUCGUUCAUGAAUCCAUCUCUUCCAUUUCCAUUCCCACUUCUCUUCAUCACAUUUUCUUCUCUAUAGCUUCUUCCUCAUCUUCCUUCCCUAAUCGUCUCCCUUUCCUUUCCCUUUGGUACUCCCCUAAUUCUACUAGGGCACUUCUCUUCCUCGAUAAAAACCCUAGUUUCUCUCCCCCAAUUCCUUACUCUAUCUCCUCCGAUACUUCCCGAUUUCCCUACUCUUUUCCUCGCGGUCAUCGCUCUGCGAUUCGCGUUGCUCGUAUUGUCAAAGAAGUUGUCGAUCGUAACGAACCUAAUGUUCGAUGGUUUGUUUUCGGGGAUGACGAUACCGUAUUUUUUAAGGAAAAUUUAGUGGGUGUUUUGUCUAAGUAUGAUCAUGAAAAAUGGUAUUAUAUUGGUAGUAAUUCUGAGAGUUCUGAACAGAAUUUGAGGAUGAGUUUUGGUAUGGCUUAUGGGGGUGGUGGGUUUGCUAUUAGUUCGCCAUUGGCGAAAGCUUUGUGUAAGGUUAUGGAUUCUUGUUUGAUGCGUUACCCACAUUUGUAUGGGAGUGAUCAUCGCAUUUCUUCUUGUAUUUCUGAGCUUGGUGUUGAAUUGACUCGGGAGCCUGGCUUUCAUCAGGUGGAUGUUAGAGGUGACUUAUUCGGCUUGCUUUCUGCUCACCCCUUGUCACCUUUAAUAUCUCUUCACCAUUUGGAGCUUGUGGAUCCCAUUUUUCCUAAGAAGAACCGGACAAAGGCUGUGCAGCAUCUUUUUAAGGCUGCGCGUGUCGAUUCUGGCAGAGUUCUGCAGCAAACUGUUUGUUAUGAUCACUCAAGUAAUUUGACCGUUUCAGUUGCUUGGGGCUACGCUAUUCAAGUAUUCGAAGGAAAUAUACUUCUCCCGGAUAUUCUUGCAUCACAGAGAACUUUUACGCCCUGGAGGAGACGUGGCAUCAAUAUUGCUAGCCAGUAUGUAUUUGACACGAGGGAAUACCCUCAGCAUCCAUGUAAAAGACCUGUGGUUUUCUUUCUAGAGGAUGUUGCUUCUGGAACUGGAAAUGUCUGGAGCAAAUAUAGACGGCAUAGUACUCGUAAUUGUUCCCGAAAUGUUGCUAUGGACAAGCUAAAAGAUAUAAGGGUGUUUGCCAAGAAACGACCACGUAGCACUGGACCGGUGAUGGCACCGCGUCGUGAAUGCUGUGACAUAAUGCAUCCCUUUAAUAGAUCAAUGGUCAUCGACAUAAGGCAAUGCGGCGUUAAUGAGUUGAUAGCCAUGGAUACUUGAUGCCAGGAACACUGUUGAAUAGCUCCUCCUAUUUGUUGGAGAUCUAGUGGUGGGAAAUCAUGUACAGCACCGUUAUGAAACACUGUUUGGUGGCGUCACCUAGGUAAUAUGUUUUUUUCUUGUCGUAUAUUUACUGCAAUGUACACAUGGGCAGGGGCAUAUCUAGACCCGGGCUGGCAUGGGCCAUGGCCCGUGUCAUGUAAAAUUAAGUAAUAUAUUAAACUGCUGUUCAUUGUUUGAACCCACAACUUUCUAUGCGCUUUGACAAAGGUGUUUUCAGCUAAUCACACCGUGCCAAUGAGAGUUCAUAUAAUAUUGGCCCAUGUAAUAAAUUUUUUCUGGAUUCGCCCCUGCACAUGGGCUAUUUGCAAAGGUUUCAUGUUUUUACUGAUAUUGUUGAUUGUGAAAAGCAUGUCAUUAACCAUCAUCCAUGUAGUUACUGUCAUUCAUUCUACAAUGUGAAUUUUGAAAAAUUUCUUAAAAAUAUACAUACUAUCAAACUUAGUGGCGGUGGACUGGUUCGGUUGCAAGCCUUGCCUUUAGGCCUUCAGCUGUUGUUGGUGGAUCUGUAGGCAUGAAUUGGGAAUAGGGUUUAAAUUUCUCGCCAACUAAUUUGAAAGGCAUGUUUUACAAAGGGCUUAUUAAGUAGACGUUAGCAUUUUGAUUCAGAUUGUACUAAAAUUUGAAAGGAUUGAUGAGUUAGGAAGGGGUGUAAAGCAGAGGUUGAAGUAGCAUAUAUGGCAACUUGGCAAAUUAGGUGAAUGCUACCUUUUAUAAAAAAAUUCUUUACUAUUAUCUACUUAAAGGAAAUUCUAUUCAAUGGUAAUUUUUUUUUCCGAAACUUACCUUAAGUUAUCUUGAGGUCGGAUCUAGUUGGUCAUUAUGGGGAGGAUCUACAUUUCUUCAUUUGCAUUCUUGGAAAAGUUGACUUAGUUCUCUAGCUUAUUUUUGGAGAAGGUACGACUAGUCUGCCUCUCUGCCAUAGUGCAAAAAUGCGGUAACGUUCCCGAUUGCGGUAACGGAUACGAUGAUGUGGUCACGGGGUGAUGUUAUUGUACAGCCAUAUCGGUCUAAACCAUGAAAUAUCGCUUGAUCGGCCUAAAAUACGGUCUUUUUACACCUUUAUGAUGCAGGUAGUACCAUUUAGGUAAAUUUGAAAACCUUUACGAUACGGUCUUUUUUUGCACUAUGCUCUCUGCACUCCGAGAAUCAAAAUAGAGAAGGCAAAAAUGAAUGAGGUAAACUAGGGAAAGUGAAAAACUCUGAAAUUAGGAAUCACAAAUGAGUUCAAUUUCUUUGUACAAUAGCUGCCAGCCUGCCGAUCUAAUUUUUUUUAUCGUCCUUCAAAAUCUUCUUGCAAUCAUCCAAAAUGCAUAAUCACUCACUAAAUUACAAGCCAUUGUGCCACAUACCUUAGGUGUAUCCGACAUCAAAUCUACUUCUUGAAUCUCCUCAGAAAUGGCUGAAGCAGAUCUUUACACCAAUUUGCUGCAACAAUGAAAUCCAAAGCCUAGUAUUUCGGUUUGUUUCAAUUCGGGUCUCGGGUUGAAUUUCAACAGGUCGAAUUGCAAACAUUAGAUGUGUGAACUUCUCACAAGUAGGAUUAAAAUUGUAGUCAGGUUGCUGAACUACCCCUAAUCUCCUACAUAAACUCUCUAUUACAGUGUUAAACUGGUAUGGAGAUUGGAGAUAGGACAUGGUGGAUCUUCUUGUCUUGAGCCAUCUUUAGCUAAUGCUAUAUGAAACAGUAGGCACACAAGCGGGAUAGCCCAACUCAGGAAGUACUUAUUCAAAAUAAGAUCUAAUCAUUGAGUCGUUGUCUUUUUGCUAGUCAAUCUUGAUGCAUCGUUAUAUAACAUAUCAUGGGGCUACAUUGUUAGCUUAAGCUUUGGUUAAGUGGUUCCUUGACAUGGUACCAUAAGUCAACGUGACAAAAAGUCGUGAGUUCAAAUCUCAUCCGCCCCUAUCAUCUCAAGUUGAAUAUUUAGCGUCAUAUAUGAGUAGGGCAUAUGUUGCAUCAAUACUUGUAGCUCCCGCGAUACACUGUAUAACAUGUUGGCACUACAAUUGUCAACUUAAGUUUUUGGUUUAGUUGGUUUCUUGACAUAUAUCCUUCCAUCAACUCAUGGCCAUAAGGACAAUGUCGUUUGGUUUUCCCCAACAAUGUCAAUAAUUCUAUUUUGAAUUCUAGUUGUGAAUCUUAGAUGUGAAUAUGUGAUCUUUGGCCUCAUAGAAAUUGGAUAUCUCAAAAACAGUCUUGUUUAUCAAUCUCCUCCUCCUCGUCUCUUGCCAAUUAGUUUUCCUUUUCGUUUCAUGGGGGUUGUAAGGUUUGCAAUUUUGCCUUACGCCGAUUUGUUAUCUGCUCUUGCUACUGUUAUCGGCCUGUGCUAAUUUUUCGUUCUUUAUA
Amaranthus tricolor (Joseph's coat) is the source of this 3993-nucleotide messenger RNA. RefSeq lists its product as uncharacterized. Lineage: Eukaryota; Viridiplantae; Streptophyta; Magnoliopsida; Caryophyllales; Amaranthaceae. The transcript has 3 exons. The record is from RefSeq and is a predicted model, not a curated record. Bases 204 to 1586 code for a protein of 460 amino acids. Gene Ontology annotation, molecular function: acetylglucosaminyltransferase activity.